Messenger RNA from Eimeria necatrix, 915 nucleotides. RefSeq lists its product as hypothetical. The transcript has a single exon. Bases 1 to 915 code for a protein of 304 amino acids. NCBI's taxonomy places the organism in Eukaryota, Apicomplexa, Conoidasida, Eucoccidiorida, Eimeriidae. The record is from RefSeq and is a predicted model, not a curated record.
AUGCUGCAGCGACAGCAGCAGCAGCAGCAGCAGCAGCAGCAGCAGAAGCAGCAGCAGCAAGUAAAGACAAAAGCUGUAGCAGGAAAGCAAGACGCCCGCAGCAGCAGCAAGAACGGUGGCAAGUCGCCAUCACCAGAAACCGCAGCAGCAGCAGCAGCAGCAGCAGCAGCAGCAGCAAUCGCAGCAGCAACAACAGCAGUAGCAGCAGCAGCAGCAGCAGCAGCACAGACCGAUUUCUUUGGACUCCUUAAGGCCCUUUGGUUGUUGUGGCAUUUCCAUUUGUUCAUGAUCCAACGAAUGCUGCAGCAGCAGCAGCAGCAGCAGCAGCAGAUUAAAUGCAAUUGCAGCAGCAGCAGCAGCAGCAGCAGCACACUAAGUGCAACUGCAGCAGCGGCACCAGCAAUAAGAAGACCAGAGAAAAGCCACGGCAGCUCUACAAAGACCCAGCAGCAGCAGCAGCAGCAGCAACAGCAGCAAAGCAAUAUCCGCAGCAGCAGCAACAGCAGCAGCAACAGCAGCAGCAGCACUGCAGCAGCCCACCUGUACCCCCUCAUUUUCGAAAAGCGACUGCAGCAGCUGGGCAUCUCCCGCUGCUGCUUCUCCUGUGCCCAGCCAGUCUUCCCUUUUGCUGCUGCUGCUGCUGCUGCUGCUGCUGCUGCUGCUGCUGCUGCCUGCCAGCGCUUUGAGUUCGUCAAUUUCAGCAGCAGCAACGGCGUUCAUGUAGCUGCAGCGAAUUUUGUUCCUGUACCUGCAGCAGCAGCAGCAGCAGCAGCAGCAGCAGCAGCAGCAGCACUUGCUGUUUCAGUCCCGCUGCUGCUGCUGCAGCAGCGGCGUCUAUCCACCGCAGCAGCUAAACCCUUGGCAUUCGUUUUCGUCGCGCACCCCAACCGCCUCGCCAGAGAGCUUAGGGUUUAG